AUGAAUCAUUUAUCUAUACUCUUGAGUGUCGCCACUCUUUUCUCGUCGACUUCGGCGGUCUUAGUCACGUACAAUCGCACUUACGAUAGAGGAUCAACACCGAUCAGCCAGCUCGCAUGCUAUAAGGAUGGCAUCGGGAUGGUCCCACACUAUACAAAUCCCGAGGGAAAACCCAUUUCCAGUUUUGCACCGCGCAUCAUCGGUACAAAAGACGUUGCUGGGCCUGACUCCUCGCUAUGUGGAUCGUGCAUGAUGCUUGACUAUGGAGAGAAAGCCCGACCUUUUCUUGUGGUCACUGGCGCCGAAUCUGGCAUACAACUAUCGCUGGAGGGCAUGAACGCUCUCACAGGUGGUAGGGCUGAGGCUCUUGGUCAUAUUGAAGUAAGUACCAGGCGUGUGGCUCUGCUGAACUGUGGUCUUGUCAAGUCUCCAGGACAUUUGGACGAUCUCUGA
This is a messenger RNA of Fusarium venenatum, 453 nucleotides long. RefSeq names its product Cerato-platanin-domain-containing protein. NCBI's taxonomy places the organism in Eukaryota, Fungi, Ascomycota, Sordariomycetes, Hypocreales, Nectriaceae. The record is from RefSeq and is a predicted model, not a curated record.